AUGGAUAAAGACCAGAGCCGCGGCGAGUCGACUACGGGCAUCUCAGAGUGGAAGCAGCGCCCCCCGUACCGCAUCCACGAGAAGAACGAAGACUUCGACGUCAAGUACGAAGCCAACUGCCACUGCGGUAAUGUGAAGUUCCAACUGAGUCGGCGGGAGCCGCUGGACAGUAAACUGUGCCAUUGCACCACGUGCCAGACGCAGCAUGCCGCGCCCUUCCAAUGGGCCGCCAUCUUCCACAAAACCGACAUCAACUUCACCCACGGCCACCACUCGCUCGAAUGGUACGACCCGACCGACAAAUCCAUCGAGCACAAGUUGCCCUGCAAGGUGCGCUGCUCGUACUGCCACAGCCCCAUCAUGGACGAGGGGCGCAACAUGAUCCUGCUCUUCCCGUCGCUCGUGCACCUCAAGACGGACGAGGACAAGGCGUACUUCAAACCCCGCUGCCAUAUGUUCUACGGCCAGCGCGUCAUGGAUAUCCCCGACGGCUUGCCCAAGUGGAGCGGGCUGAGUGGUGAGAGCGAUUUGAUCGAGGAUAGUCCUAGGGAGAAGGUCGUGGAGUUGGAGAGGAAGAGGGAGCAGGAGAGGGAGAAGAAGUUGAAGGAGGGGGAGCCCGAGGAGACGACCAAGGAGGGCACGGGCGCGGGAGGAAACAGGAAGGAGGGCAGGGGUGCCAAUGCCUCGUAA
This is a messenger RNA of Parastagonospora nodorum SN15, 690 nucleotides long. RefSeq lists its product as hypothetical. The record is from RefSeq and is a predicted model, not a curated record. Lineage: Eukaryota; Fungi; Ascomycota; Dothideomycetes; Pleosporales; Phaeosphaeriaceae. The transcript is spliced from 2 exons. Gene Ontology annotation, molecular function: carbon-sulfur lyase activity. The coding region runs from base 1 to 690 and encodes 229 amino acids.